Molecule: messenger RNA, 941 nt
Organism: Poecile atricapillus (Black-capped chickadee)
Lineage: Eukaryota; Metazoa; Chordata; Aves; Passeriformes; Paridae
Product: sterile alpha motif domain-containing protein 1-like
Exons: 2
Coding region: 260-709 (149 amino acids)
Source: RefSeq, a predicted model, not a curated record
UACUGAGAAGCGUGAAGGUGAGACAGAAGAGGAGCAGAAAAAGGAAACGUUUGGAGCUCUCUUUUUUCUCUCUCCUUUCCCCCUCCCUCCCAAGAUGGCUUGAAAAAAUCAAAAGGGGAUAGUGAUGAGGAGGGGGACACACACCGAAAAGCUCGGGAGGAGGGAAAAAGUUUGGGUGAGUUGGGGUUUUUUGUUUGUGUGUUUGGUCUUUUUGUUUGGUUGGGUUUUUUUGGGUUUCUUUAAGCCUUAGAAGCCCAGAAUGACCGAAACGACGACAAACACCCGGGAAGAGCAGGCACAAGGAGAGGAACAAGCGAGAGAAAAGAGUUUUGCUGGGGAAACACAGGCCCGCCGCCCGCGGCCUCCAGCGACAGCCGCCGGGCCGCCCCUGGGAGGAGCCGCGGCCGCGGAGCGAUUCAACAGAGCCACCGCCACGGCCCUUCCCCGCCCCUCAGCCGGCCCUCGCUCCGCUCUGGGCCGGCCUCUCCUCAGGGCCCGCCCCGCCCGCGACCCUUUCCCCGCGCGGCCCGGGGCCUGCCGGGCAUGUGGCGCCUCGCGACGCCUGGACCCCGAAGCCUUGGCCGCUCGGCCACCUCCACCCCCUCCCUUCUGCCCUGCACCAGCUGAGGGGGCAUCCGUAAAUACCGUCCUGGCCUUUGCUUUUUCAGUGUCCCGCUGUGCGGUGCGGUCCAGAACCACCUGGGUGUGAAGGCAUCAGGUCCUCCUGUGGUAGUGUUACAGGAUCAUACAGUAUAUGUAUGUAGGUACAGUAUAUAUAUAUGUAGGUACAGUUACAGGAUCAUACAGGAUCAACAGUAGUGUUUUUGCGGGAAGGGAAUUUAAAGUCGUCCAGUUCCAACCCCUGUCACUGAGGUGGGCAGAGCAGCCUGUGGACCAUGUGGAGCAUUGGGGGCCUUUGCCCUUUAAAUAACCUUGCUGAA